Messenger RNA from Pyricularia oryzae 70-15, 2388 nucleotides. RefSeq names its product calnexin. The transcript is spliced from 4 exons. NCBI's taxonomy places the organism in Eukaryota, Fungi, Ascomycota, Sordariomycetes, Magnaporthales, Pyriculariaceae. Gene Ontology annotation, biological process: protein folding. Bases 340 to 2073 code for a protein of 577 amino acids. The record is from RefSeq and is a predicted model, not a curated record. Gene Ontology annotation, cellular component: endoplasmic reticulum; endoplasmic reticulum membrane. Gene Ontology annotation, molecular function: calcium ion binding.
CACACCCAAAUUGAGCAUGAGCCGCCAAAGCUGUAAUGCAGAUUGGGGAGAACUGACCACAUAUUUCUGCCGGCCCAGACUGUGAGCGACUGAGAAAAAAGGACACGUUCCAGCAAGCUCCCGAGCGAUCCCAUAUUCAAAUAUCACCCCACGCACCCAACAAUUCCCCAGGCACUGAGUCACGGAAACCGUUUUCUUCUUUGUGUGCGCGUGCCGGGAGCAGACGAGGUUCUGCUAGUUUCACUUUUCACUUGACUCUCGCAUUCGACCUGUUCAUUCUGUUCUUGAUACCCUUUCUUUCAUUCCACCCACAUCACACCGCCAAGGAGCUCUCCCAAGAUGCAGUAUCGCUUCAUCGCAGCUGCGCUGUCCACAGCUAGCCUCUUUGUCGGCACCUAUGCGGCCGAAGAUGCUCAAAAGGUCAUCAAGGAUGAUGCGACCGCUGCUUCCAGUGCUGCCCCGAGCUCUACAAGCUCAGCAGCGCCGGAGCUUUCCACAUUCAAGCCUACAAAGCUCAAGGCUCCAUUCCUAGAGCAGUUUACCGAAGACUGGGAGACGCGAUGGAAGCCAUCGCACGCCAAGAAGAACAUGAAGGGAUCCGGAAAGGAUGAGGAGGAGUGGGCUUUCGUCGGUGAAUGGGCCGUUGAGGAGCCUACAGUAUACAAGGGCAUGGAGGGCGACAAGGGUCUCGUUGUGAAGAACCCGGCCGCCCACCACGCUAUCUCCGCCAAGUUCCCCAAGAAGAUUGACGCCAAGGGCAAGCCUUUGGUUGUUCAGUAUGAGGUCAAGCUUCAGAAGGGCCUCGAGUGCGGUGGCGCCUACAUGAAGCUCCUCAGGGACAACAAGGCUCUUCACCAGGACGAGUUCAGCAACACUACCCCCUACGUGAUCAUGUUCGGUCCCGACAAGUGCGGUCACACCAACAAGGUUCACUUUAUCUUCAACCACAAGAACCCUAAGACGGGCGAGUACGAGGAGAAGCACCUGAACAGCCCACCCACCGCUCGCAUCGUUAAGACGACCGAGCUCUACACUCUGAUUGUUCACCCGAACAACACCUUCAUCAUCCAGCAAAAUGGAGAGCAGGUGAAGCAGGGCAGCCUUCUGGAGGACUUUACCCCUGCGGUCAACCCUCCCGCGGAGAUCGACGAUGCCAAGGACAAGAAGCCCGAGGACUGGGUUGACGAGGCGCGUAUCGCUGACCCCGAGGCCAAGAAGCCUGAGGACUGGGACGAGGAAGCCCCGUACGAGAUUGUUGAUGAGGAGGCUACCAAGCCUGAGGAUUGGCUUGAGGAGGAGCCUUUGAGCAUUCCCGACCCUGAGUCCAAGAAGCCCGAGGACUGGGAUGACGAGGAGGAUGGUGACUGGAUCGCCCCGACUGUUCCCAACCCCAAGUGUGGCGAGGUUUCUGGCUGUGGUCCCUGGACUAAGCCCAUGAUCAAGAACCCGGCCUACAAGGGCAAGUGGACCGCGCCUCUCAUCGACAACCCUGCCUACAAGGGCGAGUGGGCUCCUCGCAAGAUUAAGAACCCUGACUACUUUGAGGACAAGACUCCUGCCAACUUCGAGCCCAUGGGAGCUAUCGGCUUUGAGAUCUGGACCAUGCAGAACGACAUCCUCUUUGACAAUAUCUACAUCGGCCACUCCGUCGAGGAGGCCCGCAAGUUUGCCGAGGAGACCUUCUUCGAGAAGCACCCCAUUGAGCAGCUUCUUGAGCUCGCUGAGAAGCCCAAGGAGGAGGAGACGCCCAAGCCAACCGGCGAGAAGACUCUCCUGGAGGACCCCGUCGCCUACGCCAAGGAGAGGCUCGACCUGUUCCUCAGCAUUGCCAAGGACAGCGUUCCGGAUGCCAUUCGUCUGGUUCCCCAGGUUCCUGCGGCCGCUGGUGCCAUUCUCGUCACCCUGAUUGCCCUCCUUUCAGCUGUUCUCGGCGGUGGCUCGGCUGCCCCGGCCGCUAAGAAGGUUGCUUCUGAUGUCAAGGACAAGGCUAAGGAUGUCAAGGCUUCCGCCGUGGCCACCGGAGCUGAGGUCAAGGAGGGCGCUACCAAGCGUGCUACCCGCAGCCAGCAGUAAGGCGGAGUUGUGGGGGGUGGUGGAGUCGUGGAAUAAUGGCUUCAUAAAAGUCCGAAAAAGAAAGACAUGUUUUUAAGGCCAUAACGAAUGUUUACCGAGCAAUUUGCCGAUGAAGUUUACAAACCGGGAUUAGGAGUUUUUCUGUCUUUUGCACCACUUGGCCAACUUUUAUUUCCCGAUUAAUAGGCGUGGUAUGUGAUUUUCGGUUGUAUUUUUACAGCAUCGGGAGAUAGUAGCUAGUGAAUAUCUGAUAAAAAGCGAAGGUGAUUUCCUUUCCUUGUGAUAGAUGUACGGUUCCAUUUUUGAAAAUGCCUG